UGAGGUGCUGCCGUCUACCGGCGCGCAGUCAUACCUUCAUGUGUUAUUAAUAAUAUAUACAGUUACAGCAGACGUCGUUUACGUUUGAGGCUGAUAAAGAUGAAAUUGACGUCGAUUUUUAAUAACUCCAGAAAACCCCAAAAUGUGAAUAAAGUGCCAUUCAAGGCAAUGAUGUCGUUAGUCUUGAAGGACUACGUAACAACCAAGGAUUACAAAGUAGCAGACCGUGGAUGUUUACACGAAAUGUCCAUGCUUUUGUCAUGUCUCGAAGAGAACGAAUAUGAGGACAAAAAUUGCAUCCCACAAUUUAAUUCAUUCAAUGCCUGUUUCAACAGGUUUAAUCACAAUCUGCAAACUAGGAAGAUUCAGUCUGGGAAGAAAAUGCCCGUACCUAACAGUAACAACCAUACACCUCUUCAAAUCACAUCACUCCUUAGAAAAUUUCCGACAAAAUAAUGUUUUUCUUGUCAAGAUAUUCAUAUAUAGUGUAUGAACAAUUAGAGAAUUAUAUCAUGAUAUAAAUAUAAAAGACACAUAUAUUGUAAA
Dinoponera quadriceps is the source of this 546-nucleotide messenger RNA. Its product is annotated as coiled-coil-helix-coiled-coil-helix domain-containing protein 1. Gene Ontology annotation, biological process: mitochondrial translation. Gene Ontology annotation, molecular function: RNA binding. Gene Ontology annotation, cellular component: mitochondrial ribosome. The record is from RefSeq and is a predicted model, not a curated record. The transcript is spliced from 3 exons. Bases 100 to 456 code for a protein of 118 amino acids. Lineage: Eukaryota; Metazoa; Arthropoda; Insecta; Hymenoptera; Formicidae.